CAACACGCACUCAUUCAUCCACGAGCGAUGCAGCUUACUUAGUCCACCCCACAGCGGCCACACAUGAGAGCAUCCCUCCAGCAUGGCACCCCCACAUCUCUCCCUCUGCACCUCAUUCUAUUCUACACAUCAGCUAAUGAUGGGCCGACCUGACAGGCAAACGUACAGCCCAAAACACACCGCCGGCAGUGGACAAGCACGCCCAUACCAGGUAGCCAAACCGUACGCACCUGUCGUCUUUCUCUAGGUGUUAAGCCGUUUGAGAGUGAGGAAUCGUCCCAGAUAUCCCCUCCAGCUGAUGUCAUACCGCCCCUCCAGCCCCUCGAUGGUGUCGCGAUGCGUCCGCUCCUCCACCAGCCGCUUGAAGGCAUCGUGGGGCACCGGCUGAAACUUGAGCUCCUUGACGCCUCGGAUCUUGAGCAGCGACUUGACGCACACAAUGCCGAACUCGCCGGCGGCAUCGCCAUCACCCAAAUCCUCAGGCACUGCCGACAAGGACACAUAAAGGGGGACAGCAGGGAGAGUCGAUUGAGGCGAUUGCUUGCAGCUCACCCUCUACACGAAGGUCCAGUACUGUGACGGUCGGCAGCUGAUCCACGAUGUCGCCCCACGUCAGCCCCCCCUCACCCACACCCGUCACCGGCCAGGCCUCGAAACACUCCAACUCCCUCUCCCCACCCACCGCCUGCAGCAUCCCCACUGCGUGCCCCUCUUUCGACUUCCACAGUGCAAUGCGUUUGACCACCGGCAUCUUAGUCACCAGCCUGCGCCCACUCGCGAGCCCCUUGCCGCUGUAGCACCGGAGACGCCAUACAGCGGGGAAUGCGUUGUGAGGCAUGCUGUCGAGCACAAUCGGGUCGGGCUGCUCGUCGUCAUCGUCAGGGUCCCAAUCGUCCUGGUCCGACACUGUCACGGUCGUCGCACUGGGGAAUGUCAGGGAUCGUGCGAGGGCCAUGGCAGCGGGGCUGGGCGCGUCGAGAGCGGUGGUGAGAUGGUGAGGGCGAAGGACACUGUGUGGGCUUUGGCGGCCAUCUGCUGGAUGUGCCUCUGCACGAAGAAUGAGGGCGCGGGGCGGAUGGGGGUGUCGCAGAGGAGCGACAGGUCGAAGAAGGAGGCCCCGGUCUUGAUGUCGACGAUGUCGGAGCUCACACAGACGGCAAGUGUGAAGGCCUCGAUGGCCGCGAGUGUCGCGAAGAUGCUGCUGUUGAUGGAGUAGUCCUCGAGCUCGACGCUGAGCUUCUUGAUGGAGCGGCACCCACGGUCGACGAGGACGGCCUGCACACAGACACACGCAACUCACAAGGAAGCUCUCGCCCUCUCUCUCUGAUUUUGUGUAUCUUGUGUGGUUCGUCGCAUACCUGAAGGCCCUCUAGAUCCUCAGCGCUCGCGCUCACGCUGAGGGUCCCGAUGUCCUCCAGCUGCGCCAGCGGCCCCGGCUGGCCCGGAGCUGCCGCCGGGAUGCGCACCAGCGACCCAGCCAUGGUGUCAGGGUGGCAUUCCACGUGCAGCUCCUUGAGGCGCCGCGACGUGGCCACCAGCCCCCCCAACACCUCACAGUCAUACACCCUCCACAGCCUCCCCUCCACCUGCACCCUCUCGAGCGACGGCAGCUGCCAGUGGCGCCCGCGGCCGGGGUAGGAGAGCUCAUCUUCUGGGAUGAUAAUGGACGUGAGGGAUGUGAGGGUCAGGGGCGGGUCGAGGGGAGCCGUCGACGGCUCUCUCGCAGCUCGGAUAUCGCGGCCCUCGGCCUCGUCGACGAUGAUGGUCGACUCGCACUCGCUUAUGUCGAUGGACUCGAGUGUGCUCCGCCCCUGCCGCCCCACUGCUGUGGCCGCUGCGGCUCUCCGCCCGUCGCUGUGGCCCUCCACCAAUGCCGUGACGAUCUUGUCGAUCACCGGCGACAGAGUGCGGUGGUUAUACGCGUAUGGCCGCCGACCAGGAGUUUCACUUAGGAUCCGAAGGCUCUUCGGGUACUUAGAGACGAUGGACUUGAGCUGUUUGAGCCGCCGGCCCCACUCGAAGGCGUCAGCGAAUGACAGGCCGCACCAGAAGCGCCGCUCGGCCGUGUGGUGGGUGUCCAUGACCAGCUGGGUGAUCUGGCAGCCGACGUGGCGCCACAGCCGCUGGGGCAGCGCCGCCACCAAAUGAAGCGACACGAACGAGAAGACGUAGGCAACGACAACAGGCUGAGUGGACAACACACACCACACAGACACAGAGAGAGCAGACAAUGAGGAUGUGUGUGUCUGCCAGUGGAUUCGUUUGCUGCAUCUUACGACUUGGCUGAAUUGCUGUGCGAAGGCCUCCAGAUCUAUGCUGUGUGUGGCCUGCUGCUGCUGCUGCUGCUGCUGGCCGUCGGUGUCCAUCACGGCCUCCUCGUCUCUGCGGGCGGUGGUGAUAACGCGGAAUUCUAGGGUUUGAGCCCUAACCCUCAGGCUGUUGAAUCGAAAGGGGAAAUGGUGGGCGUGGUGGGCGGCGCCGCUGGAAGACACGCCAGGCGGGCGCUGAGGAUGGUGCUGGCAUGUUUGUCGCAUGAUUGAGGGUUGGCCGAUGUUGACGCAGUUCAUUUCAUGAGAGACCGACUGACUCGGCCUGCCGUUGCGCUAUGAGUUAACGUAUGUCACACACACUUUCAUCCCCAAAGCCAUGCCUAGCAGGCCGGCAGGCAGGCAGGCCCCUGUCUUUCCUCUCCUCCCUCCCUCUCGUCAUAUGAGGCAUCAUCACCGGAUUUGGUGCACACGUGGCCAUGACAGAAUGAAUCGGCCAGCCAACACGCAAGAAUGCAACACUAGCUAUCACCCAGCAGUGAGAAAGUGUAUAUCACGCAGCCAACUAAAGAUCGUGAAAUGAAUGAAUGGAUGGAUGGAUGGAUGGAGACAACACACCAACGUGACAGACACACACGUAUGACAAACCGUGACCCCCCUCAGCCCACAGCGCCUCUAGCCGCUGACGGGCAGUGUCUCUCAAGCGAAAAGCAGCGACCGGCACAUGCUGCCAGCGGCCACAAUGAAACAAAACCUAUGAGCUACAAGUCAGCAGCGGCCCGUCACCUCCC
Molecule: messenger RNA, 3058 nt
Organism: Vitrella brassicaformis
Lineage: Eukaryota; Vitrellaceae
Source: the annotation of a GenBank genome assembly